This is a messenger RNA of Aspergillus saccharolyticus JOP 1030-1, 1227 nucleotides long. Its product is annotated as putative MFS transporter. Gene Ontology annotation, cellular component: fungal-type vacuole membrane. Bases 1 to 1227 code for a protein of 408 amino acids. Lineage: Eukaryota; Fungi; Ascomycota; Eurotiomycetes; Eurotiales; Aspergillaceae. The transcript has 5 exons. Gene Ontology annotation, molecular function: transmembrane transporter activity. The record is from RefSeq and is a predicted model, not a curated record. Gene Ontology annotation, biological process: transmembrane transport.
AUGGAAGACAUGAAGUUCGCCGGCAAGGACCUUGUCUCCGUCAACGAGGGAUAUCUUAUGGUGUUUGACGCGGCGGGGAACUGGACAUGGUUGGAGGCGUAUGGGAAGGCCCGGCACUCCCAAACCCCAACUUUCCCAGAAGGGGGCUUGAAAGCAUGUUUAGCUGUCUUGUCUUGCUGGUGUGUGAUGUUCAACACAUUCGGCUAUAUCAAUGCAUUUGCCAUCUACGAAGCAUACUAUAAAAGCACCUUCCUCCACGCCGAAAGCGCCUCCAACAUCGCCCGGAUCGGCUCGCUACAUGCCUUCUUCAUGUUCUCCGCCGGCCUCAUCUCCGGCCCCUUGAUGGACCGCUAUGGUCCGAGGAUCAUCCUAAUCCCCUGCUCUCUCCUCUUCAUUCUCUCGAUCAUGCUCACCAGCCUCUGCACGGAGUACUACCAAUUCCUCCUCGCCCAAGGCAUCCUCGGCGGCUUCAUGAACGGGCUCACCUACACCCCAGCCCUAACCGCCGUGAACCAAUACUUCCUGCGCCGCCCACCACUCGCGAUGGGCAUUGCCUCCGUGCGCAUCAUCGGGUUCCUCAUGCUCACCCUCAGCCUGAUCGCCUGCCUCUCGAUCUCGACCCCGUCCGCGCGGCGCCAAUCCGGGCCCCUGCUAAACCACCGAGCCUGGCGCCACCCGGCCUAUACCUACCAGGUCGGGGGUCUUUUCCUCGUGAUGUGGGCCCUCUUCACCCCCUUCUUCUACGUCCCGGCCUUCGCGCAGUCCAGCCUGCACCUCUCCACCGACCUCUCCAAUGCCCUGAUCUCGAUCAUGAACGCCGGCUCCUUCGCCGGCCGGCUGCUGACCGGUCUGCUCGCCAACCAGAUCGGCCGAUUCAACGGGUUGGUCGUGUCUUCUGCGAUCUCGGGGGUCCUGAUCCUCAGCUGGCUCGCCGUAGACUCCCCGGGGGUGAUGAUCGUCUUCUCCGUGCUCUUUGGCUUCUUCUCCGGGGCGGUCAUCGGGCUGUUCACCGCCACGCUGCCCAACGUGAUCGGCUCGUAUUUGGGGAUGGCGCUCGGGGUGUUUAGUCUGGCGUGUUUGACGGGGCCGCCCAUCACGGGGGCGAUGAUCACUCGGUAUGGCUCGUACGAGGCGGCGAUGGUGUUUGCCCGGGUGAGUGCCUUGCUGGGUGCAGUGGUGAUUGCCAUCGCGAGGGUUUGUUUUGCAGGGUGGAGGAGAGUGGCUUAG